Molecule: messenger RNA, 2102 nt
Organism: Periophthalmus magnuspinnatus
Lineage: Eukaryota; Metazoa; Chordata; Actinopteri; Gobiiformes; Gobiidae
Product: cytokine-dependent hematopoietic cell linker
Exons: 15
Coding region: 119-1174 (351 amino acids)
Biological process (GO): intracellular signal transduction; cell surface receptor protein tyrosine kinase signaling pathway
Source: RefSeq, a predicted model, not a curated record
AGGAAAGGAAAUACUGCCUACUUAUAGAGUAAAGAGGCACAGAUGUCAGCCAACGCAAGUCUGAACCAAAGACAUAGUUAGCCGCGCUGCUGGUAAGGGCCAUGAGUGUGCACUGAUAAUGGAGGAUACCUGGACUCAGUGGAGACUCAAGCAGAGACACGAGAACCAAGCAGACAUUUUGGAGCCGUACUAUGAUGUAGUGGAUGACCAGGAGACUGUUCACAAUGUGCACAUACAACCAGCCAGGCCCAUCAAUGAGGAGAGGGAGUACAUAGACAGGGAUCUCCCCAGGUCAUCGUCUGCUCAGAGCCUCUCGUCUGACCUGGCCAGUGGAGGUUCUAAAAUCCACCCCACUUAUCCCCCUAGAAAAACUACAACAAAGCAAGCCCCUUCUGUCAACAGAGAUAUGAAGCCAGGGAAAAGGAAACACGUCACUGCUAACCUUCAGUCCAUACAGCACAGAGGCCCGUCUUCUUCCAGAUGUCCUCCGUCACCGCACUUCCCCCUGGAGCUGAUGGAGCAGCUCAAUUGCAUGACUCUGCAAGAAAGCACCAAGAGACAGCGGCAAAGACCAGCUAAAAAUGUGAGCAGUCAGUCCUCAAACUCUAAAGGCUCACAUGCUGAACGGGCUAGAUUUUCUAUUGACAUGGAAGCUCAACACAUUGCUGAAAGGUGGUCAAAUGAGGCCCUUGAUAUAGAACAUGAUGAUGACACUGAUGUAAAAUUGCAACAUGAUCACCAAUGGCCUCAGAUUAAAGAUGUGGUUGACCAACAUGACUUUAAAGAACCACAGAUCCACAAGGAAGACAUUUGGUACAUUGGACCAUGUAAAAGGACAGACGCUGAGCACGCCUUGCACCUCGUCAAUAAGGAUGGCGCAUUUUUAGUUAGAGAUUGCUCCCUCUGCAGCAGCAGUGAACCAUUCGUCUUGUCUGUUUUUCACGAGAAAAAAGUGUACAAUGUCAAAAUCCGUUUCCUCGAGUCUCACAGAAAGUAUGCCUUAGGAAGGGGACAACGAUGCAAUGAAAUGUUUUACUCAGUAUCGGAUAUCAUCAAAUUUCAUUCCAUCUUCCCAAUAGUACUCAUCAGUGGCAAAAAUCUUCCAGGGGGGGCAGAAAAUUGUGUGUUGACGUUUCCAGUGACAAAGGAAGAUGUGGAGAGGCUUCUACAGUGACGUUGCUAUACACUGAUCAGCCAUAACAUUGUAACCACUGACAAGGAUUUAAAUGGGUUUAACAAAGACCAAUAUUGUGUUGCCAGAGGCAUCUGAGCGAUACGUUAAGAUAUGAAUGGGCAAAUCACAACUGAUAUUUUGAUACUGACAAGUUAUCAAAAAGUAUAAAUACUUUUAAAUUCAAAUAGUAAUGUUCUGUAACAUAAUUUUAAUAUUAUAUUUUAUCUGUAAAUAUAUUUGUUAUAUUAGUUAAACUAGGAGGGUGCAAAAAUAAUGUCUAUUUAUGCCAAGGUACAAUUCUUUAUAAUGGAGGGUUUUGAUGUAUUUAUUACAAAACUCAUCUUUACCCAGCUGUGGUCACUCACUUGCCCUGGGCCUUUCUGUCCACCAAUGUAAUGCUUCCCCACAUUCUUCAUGAUGAUGACGCUGAACAUGAUCACCAUUAAUGGCCUCAGAUUAAAGAUGUGGUUGAUGUGGUUGACCAACAUGACUUUAAAGAACCACGGGUACCAAAUAUAUGCUUUAGAUUUUAUUAUUCUAUUCAAUAUUCUUUCUGUAUAACCUGAGGAGGUUAUGUUUGUGGGGUAGAUGCACAAGGAAGAUAUUUGGUACAUUGGGCCAUGUAAAAGGACAGAUACUUGCAGUGCAAGCAGACAGUGUCUUGCUUGCACUGCAGUAGUAUCCAGGGAUCCUGUGGUGGCAGAAGCAUAUAACUUAAAAAUAAUCAGUCUGAAUUAUAUGGUGAAAGACACAACGAAUACUGUCUUGCAGGCAAAUAACUCAAGUUUAGUUAAUAACUGACUAGGUCAAAUAAAUGCACUGUACACAAAUCUUUGGAACAAUGUUCAGACUCUGAAGGAAUAAACUGUUGUUGAAUUAAUUAAAAUUUGUGGAAUUAAGAUUGUCAUUGUUAAUUUUAUCAUAAAAA